GUUCACAUCAGGUCACAUGACCCAGCCGCCAUUUUGUGCACCUCCCAUUUGCACUUCCUCUCCCCCAUGCCAAUUUCCGCGCCGAGAAAGUCGCCGAAAACUUGAGGAACAAAGAUGAUCCUUCUGGAGAUCCACAACAGGAUAGUCGAGGAUACUUUACGACAGAAGUUCGACAACGCCUUGGCCGGGAACAAGCCGGAGAGUGUGGAUAUCACAAUAGCGGAUUUCGAUGGCGUCCUUUACCACAUCUCCAACCCUGGAGGAGACAAGACCAAGGUGAUGGUCAGCAUCUCUCUCAAGUUCUACAAGGAACUACAACAGCAUGGCGCCGACACCCUUCUACAGAGAGAGUAUGGAGCGUUUAUAACAAGUGCAGAAAAAGGUUAUGAUGUUUCCAUAUUGUUUGACUUGGAGAACGUCCCUGAGAAUAAGGAAGAGGCAGUAAAGAAGGCUGGACUCCUCAAGAGGAACUGCUUUGCCUCUGUGUUUGAGAAGUACUUCCAGUUCCAACAGGAGGGCCAAGAAGGGAAGGAGAGAGCAGUCAUCAACUACAGAGAUGAUGAAACUAUGUAUGUAGAAGCCAAGGGAGAUCGAGUCACUGUCAUCUUCAGUACAGUCUUCAAGGAUGAGGAUGAUGUAGUGAUCGGUAAAGUCUUCAUGCAGGAGUUUAAAGAAGGCAGGCGAGCGAGCCACCAGGCUCCGAUGGUCCUGUACAGUCACAGAGAACCUCCCCUGGAACUGCAGGGUACGGACGCUGCUACGGGAGACAACAUCGCUUACAUCACCUUUGUUUUGUACCCCCGCCACAUCACCAAGGCUGCCCGUGACAACACCAUCAACCUGAUCCACACCUUCAGAGACUAUCUCCACUACCACAUCAAGUGCUCAAAGGCGUACAUUCACAGCAGAAUGAGGGCCAAAACUUCCGACUUCCUCAAGGUGCUGAACCGAGCCAGACCCGAGAACAACGUCAAGGAAAAGCGGACCAUCACAGGAAGGUCAUUCCAACAGCGCAACUAGCUGUAGACGCACAGGCUGUUAGAAAAAAAAAGAAUUAGUGUUCUCUUCUGAUAUUUUAUACUGCUAGCAUUUUAUAAUGAAUUGUAUCAGGAAAAUCAUCUGAUUCUUUAUGUAUCAAACCUUUAUUUCCAAGUCUAGAAUAUGAUACUUGCAUAAAAGAAAUCCAAAGUCACAUAAUAUAGCAAUUAUAGGUCAUGAAAUUAUGAAUGUUUUUUUUUUUUUUUUUGCUCGUG
This is a messenger RNA of Branchiostoma floridae (Florida lancelet), 1253 nucleotides long. Its product is annotated as actin-related protein 2/3 complex subunit 2-like. The coding region runs from base 115 to 1020 and encodes 301 amino acids. The record is from RefSeq and is a predicted model, not a curated record. Gene Ontology annotation, cellular component: Arp2/3 protein complex; actin cytoskeleton. Gene Ontology annotation, molecular function: structural constituent of cytoskeleton; actin filament binding. The transcript is spliced from 9 exons. Gene Ontology annotation, biological process: Arp2/3 complex-mediated actin nucleation; actin filament polymerization. NCBI's taxonomy places the organism in Eukaryota, Metazoa, Chordata, Leptocardii, Amphioxiformes, Branchiostomatidae.